AUGGCAAAUUAUAAUAGACCUCAAACAAGGCAACUCUCCUCCCACUCAGAGCGCAAAAAACUCAGAGAGGAUGCCAAUAAUAAGAAUAUCGUUGAAGUGGCACAACAACUCGGAAUGACACUUGAGCGUAUUGGGAAAGAUUAUCAAUGGAAAGACCAUGAUAGCUUAAAAUUUGAUACUAGGAAAAACUAUUUUUAUUGGAACUCCCAGGGUUUUGGGGGUGGCCCUAUAAAAUUGGCUCAAACCAUUAUGGAGUGUUCUUACGGAGAAGCGGUUCGGUUUUUAACUGGAAAAGAGAUUUCUAAAUUUGAUAAAAAUCUUAUUCCAAAGAAAGAAUUCAAAUAUUUUCUAAGUGAAACUCCUUAUGCAACAGAAUUAAAAGUAUUUACAUCUCAAAAACGCCAAAUAUCAAAUGAGACCAUUGAUUUUCUAAUUAAUCAAGGGGUUCUUGCGCAAUCUAAAUAUAAAGAUCGAGGACAAGAACAACCUGAUCCAGUAAUUGUAUUUAAAAACAUUGACUCAAAUGGUGAGAUAAAAGGAAUAGCGCUCCAAGGGAUGAUCGAUCAUCCUGACCUUUAUCCAGGACGUGAUAAGCUGAAAAAAACAUUUGGUAAUGGAUCCUAUGGUUGUGUAGUUAAAGUUGGUAAGCCCCCAACCAAUAAAACAAUGACACUAGAACAUCCUCUAAAGAUUAUUGCCUUUGAGUCUGGCUUUGAUAUGAUGGCCUAUUUGGACUUGUUCAAAGAAAAAAUCGGUGAUGCAUAUUUUGUAGCAAUGCAUGGUCGUAAGAAAAGUGUUAUUUCAACGACUCUUGCCAAUGCACUUAAUGUUUCUGGUACAGAUGAAGGAAAGGCAACAAUGCUUGAUGUCAUUGAAAAUUCUACAAAUGGAAUUGAUGCUGUAAAAAUAAUAUUAGCGGUUGAUAAUGAUGAGGCUGGUCGAAAAUUCGUAGAAGAUUUUGGAAUUACCAAAGUUUCCGUUAUUCCACACCUUCCUAAAGUAACUCCUGGAGAGAAAAAAUCGGACUGGAAUGAAAUCCUCCAACGAAUUAAAACGCCUCAAAAAUCCCCCUUUGAAGAGCGGUUAAAGAAAGCUGCAGAAGCACGUCCAGAUUUUGCGACUCGUCUUAGGCAGGCUGCUGCAACUAAACAAAAAUAA
This is a messenger RNA of Colletes gigas, 1158 nucleotides long. RefSeq lists its product as uncharacterized. Lineage: Eukaryota; Metazoa; Arthropoda; Insecta; Hymenoptera; Colletidae. The coding region runs from base 1 to 1158 and encodes 385 amino acids. The transcript has a single exon. Gene Ontology annotation, biological process: DNA replication. The record is from RefSeq and is a predicted model, not a curated record. Gene Ontology annotation, molecular function: zinc ion binding; DNA binding.